Messenger RNA from Oldenlandia corymbosa var. corymbosa, 2151 nucleotides. NCBI's taxonomy places the organism in Eukaryota, Viridiplantae, Streptophyta, Magnoliopsida, Gentianales, Rubiaceae. The record is from the annotation of a GenBank genome assembly.
CACUUGUGUCCCCAUCUCCCAAAGGACCCAAACAUCGUACUUGCCCGCGCUCCUCCUCCACCCUCCUCCUCUCACAGCAGACAAACAAUCCCCUCCGUCCAACUCCUUUACCGCUUCUUGUCCGAGGGUUUAAGAAUCAAAGUCAGAGUCAAAUAAUUCUGUCAUAGCUAUUUAUUAAGAUAAAGGUUCGCGACUCUGACGAUUUGUUUGCAUUUUGCUCUUAGCAUAAGCAAAAGCGGAUUUUCAGAAUUUUUUGUCAACCAAGUGCUCGACAAAAUGCCUGUUAGAAGUGGAACCUCUUGUUUUGAUUAUGAAUUUUGUUUUCCAUUCACAUAACUGUGAUCUACUUAUGCAUGAGAUCAUGAUUUCUGAACUGACGGCUUAUGAGAUUCUUAUGCUUAAAGAACUGUGGGAGUUAACAAUUCUGUGAUCAUGUUGAGACGAUAUUAUUGAAGUUGAACGCCAUACUAAUCUUUUAAUUUCUGUACCAGAAGGGAGGAGGGCAAUAGGUUCGUGGUUAUGGCUGCAAUUAAGUCUCGAACAAGUAGCUUCUCACGCAAUGUUUCUACUGUUUCAAAGACUAAUGUUCCUGGACUUAAGCAUGGGCCCAAUGGCACAACUUUCCUUUCAUCUGGCAUUGCAGACCUUGACAAGAUCUUAGGAGGUGGCUUUUCGUUGGGAAGUUUAGUUAUGAUAAUGGAAGACCCGGAAGCACCCCAUCAUAUGCUUUUGUUGAGGAAUUUCAUGUCUCAAGGGCUGGUGCACAAACAACCUCUUCUUUAUGCUAGUCCAGCUAAGGAGCCUAGAGGUUUCCUUGGAACUUUGCCGAAUCCAGUGACCUCUAGAGAUGAGAAAUCUCGCGAACGUGAUGCAGAACAGGAGAAGAAUUUGAGAAUUGCCUGGCAGUACAAGAAGUAUUUUGGUGAGCAAAAUCAAGAAAGCCAGAAAGAUGAAAAAGCCGCAGAAUACUGCAAUGACUUUGACCUGAGGAAACCCUUGGACAGACAAACACUUAGUGGACAGAACAUCAGCUGUGUGAGCCUUCAAGAAUCUUCUGAUCUUGCUACUCUUCAUGACCAUUGCUCGAAACUUUUGGCUCAGUUUCCGAGACACGAAGGUGAAAUCAUUUCUGCUGGACGUAUAUCCAUUCAGUCACUUUGUGCUCCACAGUGUGACUAUUCUGACAAGGAGUGGCAUCUGCUUCGCUUCAUCAGGUCAUUGAAAAGCUUAUUGAGGUAUUCAAAUGCUGUUGCAGUGGUGACCUUUCCCCCCUCCCUUCUUUCACCAACUGUGCUGAAGAGAUGGCAGCACUUGGCUGACACUCUGCUUUCUGUCAAAGCAGUUCCAGAUGAGGACAAGGAGCUAGCAAAGCUUCUCACUGGCUACCAGGACAUGCUUGGUCUUCUCAAUGUCCAUAAAGUUGCACGUUUUAACACACAGGUUCCUGUUAUUUUGGAGGCAACCACAUAUUCAAUGAAACUUCACAAGCGGAGAUCAUUAGUAUUAGAAUGUCUAAAUCGAGCCCCAGUAGACGGCUCAAGUGGCAGUUCUUAUGGUACUUCUAGUAGUUGUUCUGCAUCAUCCAAAACAGGUGCCCUCGACUUCUAGCCGACUUUGAUGAGCACCAUAUUUUUAGCUCAAUUAGUUUUGAUGCAUGACCCGAGUAUAUUGUGUAGUGUGUACCUCUAGCAAGUUCUAGGCAAAUUUGGUAUAUCACUUGCCUUUCUAUGCAUUCAUGAGCUGUAGAAAGAGGCAAUAGCCGAAGAAAUCGAGAGGAAGUUUGAGGGUGGAAAAUGUAUUUAAGUUGUCUGUAAAUCACACUUUUAUUAGAAUUAUCAGUUGCGGACUUACUGACCAUCUGCCUCUCUUACCUGGUGGCCGGUAGAAGCAACAUCCACCAGUACCGGGGAAAAGAAAAACCAAAAGAUUUUUGAGACCCAUUUGCAACCAACCUAGUUCUCACAUUCAUCUCACCAAAUGUUUUGUUUUUGUUUUGUGUGUGAUUCUGUUUCUAUUUUUUUUAUAUAUAUAUACUAACUGUUUCAUCUUUCAAAUCUUUAUUGCAAAUGUAUUGUAAUAAUCUUUCAGAAAGUAUGUCUAACCAUUUUUUGGAAAAAUAUUCUGCAUUUUGUACCAUUUCAAAACCUAAUU